AUGGAGCAGUGUGUGAAGUUUCUAGACCAUCAAUAUGCCAAUACUCAAAAAAACCACUGCCUGCAAAAAGCUGUGACUUUUUUAGCUUAUCAUGAUCCUUUGGAAAAAGCUCUGGCUGGCACCGCCCUGAGUCUCCCUCUCCUCACAGCUGCUGUCCUUGGGCUCUUUGUGAAGCACCGAGACACUCCCAUAGUCAAGGCCAACAACCAGGCUCUCAGCUAUACCCUGCUCCUCGCCCUCACCUUCUGUUUCCUCUGCUCCUUGCUCGUCAUUGGCCGUCCCAACACAGCCAGCUGCAUCCUCCAGCAGACCACAUUUGCAGUUGUCUUCACUGUGGCUGUUUCCACUGUCUUGGCCAAAACCAUUACUGUGGUGCUGGCCUUUAAGGGCACUGCUUCAGGCCAAAGGGUGAGGUGGCUGCUGGUAUAGGCCACCAAUUACAUCAUCCCCAUCUGCUCCCUGAUCCAACUCACUCUUUGUCAUGUCUGGAUGGGCACAAAUCCACCCUACAUCAACACAAAUGCACACUCUGAGCAUGGCCACAUCAUCAUCAUGUGCAACAAGGGCCCCCUCACUGCCUUGUACUGUGUCCUGGGAUACCUGGGCUCCCUGGCCCUGGUCUGCUUCACUGUGGCUUUCUUGGCCAGGUACCUGCCUGACACCUUCAAUGAGGCCAAGUUCCUGACAUUCAGCAUGCUGCUGUUCUGCAGUGUGUGGGCCACCUUCCUCCCCGUGUACCACAGCAGCAAGGGGAAGGUGAUGGUGGCCAUGGAGGUCUUCUUCAUCUUGGCCUCUGGUGCAGGGCUUCUGGGCUGCAUCUUUGCCCCCAAGUGCUACAUUAUUUGUUAA
Cavia porcellus (domestic guinea pig) is the source of this 849-nucleotide messenger RNA. RefSeq names its product vomeronasal type-2 receptor 116-like. Gene Ontology annotation, biological process: G protein-coupled receptor signaling pathway. Gene Ontology annotation, cellular component: plasma membrane. Gene Ontology annotation, molecular function: G protein-coupled receptor activity. Lineage: Eukaryota; Metazoa; Chordata; Mammalia; Rodentia; Caviidae. The record is from RefSeq and is a predicted model, not a curated record.